AUGGACCUGAUCCAGGUCUGGGGUGAUAUAGCACUGAUGAAGUCAACUGCCUUCGUCCUCUGCAUCAACAUGGUACGCACGAUUAAGAUCACCAAUCUUCUAAGACGGAAGCAGCGCAUUGGGAAGCUUGUACGAAGCAACAAUAAAGUUUUGCAGCAAGCUACUGGUGUUGAGGAAAGGAAACUACUUCAAAAGUUGUAUUUGAAAAGCAAUUCCCUAAAAGUGGAAGGAGGAGAAAGGAUCCCAGAGCUAGGAUCCUUUCGGCUCUACCACUGGUUUUCAGAGCUUUGGCAUCAGUCGAUAGUCUGA
This is a messenger RNA of Leptosia nina, 309 nucleotides long. The record is from the annotation of a GenBank genome assembly. NCBI's taxonomy places the organism in Eukaryota, Metazoa, Arthropoda, Insecta, Lepidoptera, Pieridae.